This is a messenger RNA of Tripterygium wilfordii, 757 nucleotides long. Its product is annotated as protein yippee-like At4g27745. The coding region runs from base 234 to 554 and encodes 106 amino acids. NCBI's taxonomy places the organism in Eukaryota, Viridiplantae, Streptophyta, Magnoliopsida, Celastrales, Celastraceae. The transcript is spliced from 3 exons. The record is from RefSeq and is a predicted model, not a curated record.
CGCAACUUGUCGUCCUGCCAUCAGAAUCCACUGAACUCCUCCGACACAACUGAAACAGCUCUCUUAGAACCCUAAAACUCUCUCUAUCUCUCCCCCUCUGUGAACCAGUUUUUGAUCUUGUUGCUUUGCUAUUGGGAAGAUUUCCUGCCAAACAACGUUUGAGAGGAAUAUAAAAGGAUUUUGGAUUGGAGCACUGGGAAGCUUGUUGCUGUUUCUUGAGUUCUGUAUCAUAAAUGGCAGAGGUGGUUGGUCCGAGAUUGUAUAGUUGUUGUAAUUGUAGAAAUCAUGUUGCUCUUCAUGAUGAUAUCAUUUCAAAGGCUUUUCAGGGAAGACAUGGUCGAGCAUUUCUUUUCUCGCAUGCGAUGAACAUUAUGGAGGGGCCAAAGGAGGACAGAAAUUUAUUGACUGGUCUCCACACGGUUGCUGAUAUCUAUUGCUGCGAUUGCGGAGAGGUGCUUGGGUGGAAAUAUGAAAGAGCAUAUGAGGAAACCCAGAAGUACAAGGAAGGAAAGUUCAUUCUCGAAAAGUUAAAAAUUGUCAAGGAAAACUGGUAGCAAUCAAGCAUGUCUCUUAUCUUCUUUUGUCCUAAAGUUGCUGUAAGUGUAGAGAUGAUACACAUGUCCAUUGCGUCUCGGCGGUCUCCAUCAAUUGAAAUCUGCUCGUGUUGUUCCUUGCUGUGUAUUCAUUGUUAUUUAUUGUGUGGAAUAUCGAAUGGGAGUUUAUUGAUUUUGUUAAUAAAUUGUGAAUAAUUCUUGGU